This is a messenger RNA of Microcebus murinus (gray mouse lemur), 3837 nucleotides long. Lineage: Eukaryota; Metazoa; Chordata; Mammalia; Primates; Cheirogaleidae. The record is from RefSeq and is a predicted model, not a curated record.
AUGUCGGAGCCUAGUGCGUGGUUCAGGCUGCGCACUGAAGCUUCCGGCAAGAGAGGAAUGAGAAUGGAGUUCCGGGUGGAAUUGUAUUUCCUGCUGGGUCUCUUUUUCGACACAGUGAAAAGAGCCCCCAGAGCUGGUCACCUACAGGCCGGGUCAGGCCGGGGACUGGCCCACUCUCCCAGCCCCCGCUCUCGGACGCGGUCCUUGGAUGAGGGUCCCCAGGACUGGAGCCGUCGUGGGUCCAGGGGAAGGGCCUCGGCCCCACCCGAGAGGGCAGAAGAGGUGCGUUGGCAGCCGGGGUCCCUCUCCCACCAGGGCUGCUGUCUGCUUUGGGCGUUGGCUCCCGGUGAGGUUGCACUUGCAGGACAGUUUGCGGCAGAAUCUCGGGGCGUCUCCCGGAGUCUGUCCGGGGCUCUCUGCCCGGGACGCCUGCCCUCCUGCUGCCCAGCCCCGGCUGCCGACCUCUGGCCCGACAGCAUCCUCCCCUGGGGAGCUGCCCCCCACUUCCCUUGCCCGUGUGCUUGGGGUGCAGCGAGCCCGUCCUCCAACUCCAGAGUCUGUGGGACUCACAGGCCAGCAGCCGGAGACCGGAUCCCGCACAAGCCAGUUCCAGGGCUUUUGCAGAAAUCGCUGGUGUCCGCUUGCUCACUGCGUGGGACAGGAGCCCGGGGCUGCCAGGCAGGUGCCACGCACAAGGACACAGCUGAGGGUGGCGUGACCUCAGAGCCAGAGCAUCUCUGCAACCCACAGUGCCUAUCCCUGGCGACGUUGCCACGUGUGCACAGCUGCGGGAGGCGUCCCGCAGGGGUGAGUGACCACCGGGCCUGCAGGGCGUCCCGCCAGACCAGUGACCAUCAGGGCAGACGCACCCCUGGGCCCUGCACCAGCCCCGCCACCUCCGAGCCCAGGCCCCGGGGCACGUUCCCGGGAGACUCCGUUUCACGUCUGGGACGUUGGGGCCGGGAGAUUUAUGGGCUGGCGCUUUUUUCACGGGAGCUGUCUUUUGAAUUAUCGUGUAAUUAAGAUGCUAAUGGCUGUUUAUAGAAGCUUCUCUUCUCCGUCCAACUGCUCUCUGAAUAAUAAGGAACGUCCCCUUUGUUAGGGUGGAAAACAGCAUUGAGACCAAAAUCCUUCAUUAAAUCACUGUUUGCAUCCUUUUUCUUUCCCCCUUCUACCAAAAAGGAAUUUACUCAUGCUCAUUAAUUUUUCGUUGUGUGGAUGAAUUGUAGGGAAUUCUUCUGAUAAAAGGAUAAACACCUUCAUUCCUCGUUGGGGCAGUGGAGGGUCCCCUCGGAGAACAGCUGCUCACUCAACCUCUUUACAGGAAAACAAAAGAAGCUUCAGGAACCUCAUUCACAAAAGCAUUUCGGGGGCUGUCCGGGGUCUCGGGGAGGUCUUCCGGUGGCCCGUGGCCUGGGCAUCAUCCACGGGACCCGCGGGGUCUGAAGGCUGCACUCCGGGGAGCCCGUCCCCCUCGCUUUCCAGACGGGGGCCGGGGCCAGUGCCACGGAGCAGGCUGUCCAAGGUGACCCGGCACGGCGCUGGCAGGCCUGGGACGGGAGCCAGGUCCCAUCUCCGCUGCUUUGCCGCAGCCUGGAACGGCUGCCACGUUCAGUUACAGUCAAAGCGGGCGCCUCCCGUCCCUUUGCAAGUCCUUCCCUUGGGCCGCUUCCGGGCCGAAGCCCACCCUGCGGGCCAGGCAGCCCGUGACACACCAGUAGGGCGCUUGGACAGUUGAGCGUGACAACCCACAGGCCUGAUGACAGGUGUGCGCAGAGCAGGACGAAACCCCGGUUGCUGCUGCUAUGGUGGCCCCACCCCCCACCCCAUCGUCACAGCAAGGGGCCGCCCGGCUCCCUGGGAAGGAAGGCAGCGCUGCCUACGCCGUCACCAGGUGGCCCAGACACAGGGACCCUCUGAACUUCCCUGCUCACAGUCUUGGGCUCCGUGCUGCACGGCCCCUCCAGGAUUCCAGGGUUCGGGGACGUCUGGGCUUCAAAAUGGCCGUGACGGUUCGCCCAGGGCACAGCGGGGAAAGUGGGGAGGACCGGGAUCUCUGAGCUGAGCACCUCUCGUGACGUCGGGGCCCUGGUCACAGGCCUCCAGGGGUGGUGCCUGGGAGGUCCGUUUGCUCUCUGCCCUGCAGGUGAGUCCCCAGGCCAGCUGGAGGGGGGCACCGGCCAGGGUGGCCCGGGGGCGGGGCGAGGAAAGACUCCUCCAGCCCGGCGAGGAGGGGCCUGCACUGGGGCCACCCCCGAGCCAGCCUGCGGGGAGGAGGCCAGCACACCUGCUGGGAGAGGCCCCCGAGACAGGCGGCCACAAACCGGGGACUUCAGACAGCGGGAGUUCGUUCUCCCGCAAGUCUGGAGCCCGGAAGGUGGAUCUAGGUGUCAGCAGGUCGCACACGCUCCCAGGGGCUCCGGGGAGGGUCCUGUCCCGCCUCUCCCAGCUCCUGGAGCGCCAGGUGACCUAGACGCAGGGCGCCAGCCUCCCCCUGGUCCUGGCCGUGAUCUUUGAUUGAUCACAUCUGCAAAGACCCUUUUCCAAAUAAGGUCCUGGGUAGGACCUGGGCGUCUCUUCCGGAGGCCCCCACUCCACCCCGCAGCGCCUCUCAUCUGAUGAGAAAGGGUUCUCCAUCUGUCUGUGUCCGCACCGUGGCCAGGGCAGAGGCGGGGUGCCCUGCCCACCGCAGACGCCCGGCGGUGCCAUCUGGAAGGGCCGUUGGGCUUGGCUGUGGCCGUGCGGGCUCCUGUCCCCUUCAGCGUCCCCUUCCCAGGCAGGGCCCCUCCCCCGUGCCGAGGGUCCCCGGGACUCAGGGUUUGUUGUCAGACCGAACCCCGAACCCUUUCCACCCUGAGCUGGGGGGGGGGUGGUCCCAAGCAAAUCUCACGCUCAGUUCUCCGAGCUCAACUCUUCUCAUCAAAGAGUCGGGUGCUAGGACGUGCUCACGGCAACUAAAGCGCCAGGUGGGAGCCCGUCCCUGCAGCACACGCACCGUGGGGCCUCGGGCUCCCAGGCGUUUGCAGAGAGGCCCCGCCAGGCAGGUGGGUGGGCAGAGCGGGGUGUCGGGCCUGAGCACUGUGGCUGUGCCCCGCGGUGGGACCCUGUUCUUCCCAACUGCUGUGUGAUGCUGGCCUCCAGGGAUGGCAUCUCUGAUGUACGGGAUGGAGUCCUAACGUUCUGCCCUCAUUGAUACUAUUUUUGUCGUAAAAGGUGGAGUUUCUUGUUCCCUGCUUGGCUAGAUGGAGAUCCCUUCCUGCCUUUUUGGUUGUCCCUGUGUCUCAGCAUGGGUCUCACCGCCUCCAGGGUGGCCUCCCUGAGGCCCGGCCCCUCCCCCCAGCUGCAAGUCCCCGCGGGCCGGGCCGGGUGCUGCUGUCUCCCUGGCCGGCCUGGCGGGGCCACACUCCCUCCAGGGCUACAGUCUCUCUGCCCGGCCUGGAUGUGCCACCAGAGAACCACGGACGCCCUUCAGGCCUUCGCUGAAGCUCUGUGGAUCCCCUGCUCUUUGUUCAGAAAGAUGUUUUAUUCUCUUUCCAGUAUUAAUGUUUUUAUUCCCUUCUCCCCAUUGUAACCAGAAGGAGUCUUCUAAUUGGUACCAGAACUUGACCUAUUUCUUGCAGGGGAGAAAAAAAAAAAGCAAACACCUAAUCAUUAAAUGCAAUUAUUACUUCAUUCUUCUAUCUCUUCAACCUGCCAAACUAUUAUAUACUCUUGAUUAUGGAAACUUUAGUCAAAACAAGAACUGAAGAAAAAUUUAUGCAGAAUUCCGUAACACCUACACGUUAAAGGUCUUCGUGUUUUUAAGUUCUUUUAGUCCUGGUCCAUACACACAUACGA